GCUUUGUUUCUAACCCCAGUCCGAGUCUAGGCAGGUCCAAACUCACAAUAGAUAACAAUCAUCACCACCUUACCAAAGGGCCUCCCGGGCCUACAUAAUGUUUGAAUAACCCCGUAAAAGCCAUCUGUUCCCACAGAUGUGACUGAUCUAACAGAUCUAACUGAUUUACCGAUGUGAAUCUUCUUUCGUCAUUAACCGCCCUUACUUUCCACCAAGACAUUGUACAGGUCACACUUACAAAUAACGUCUAGUUAUCAUCUAUCGUCUAUCGUCUGCGAUCUAGGAUUUACGGAAAUACAUCUUCUUCUUAUUGCCGCCAAUCCGCCAACCUAGGUAUUAAGCUUUCUGACCCCUGGACAACUAAAGUUCCACUGGUUCCUUUAUGCUCCGCCUCUAUAUCCGCCCUCCCGGCAAUAAUCAAUCAUACAUAGUCAUAGGCGGCACAGUUAUCCGUAGCUGCAGCCUGUGGGAAGAGAAGGUCAAGCUUUAGGAACGGGAACCCGAGCUGCCCGAGUUUUAGGUAGUCUCAAAUGACAGAGCCCAAGAAGGAAAAUGUCUUUAUCAUUACCAUAGAGCCACUUAAACCCCCUUCUUACCCGCCGAGCCACCACGACGACCUUCUCCAUGGCCAAGAAACCAUGGACCAACAUUCGCUCGGGGACACUGAGAGUUCCAAAACAAUAAUUCCGGAGACUUCGGACAGCAAAAAGACCUCGGGUUCCAAAAUACCACGGUGGUUUCGAAUUCAAGCAACUAAGAUCCGUACAAGUCGGACUCGCCAGGCCCUCCUCGCUUUCUUUUUUGUUAUUGUUGUCGUUCUUCUCGCCGUUCUCAUAUGGUUGGAGAAUAGUGGACACUUACAGGAAGUAUUCAAGAAAACAACCCAAGUCCAACUCAAUCAAGGGACUUAUCUUGGCGAGGUUGUGGCGCAAAGCUCAAGCCUUCCACGCAGCAUCGAAGCGUUCCGCGGAAUACCAUAUGCACAGUCCACAGCCGGCAACAAUCGCUUCAGACCUCCACAGCCAAUAAAUGGCACAGCAGGCAAUGUUCAACGCGCCCUCACUGCUGGCCAUAUCUGCCCCCAGGGUACGGGUGGAAAAAACCAAGGCGAGGAUUGUCUAAAUCUUAAUAUUUAUAGACCCCAUUUCAGCGAUGACCCGGCGACCGCUGAAGCCGAGAUGUCAAAGCUUGGCGUUAAUAGCACGAAGUUACCGGUAGUGAUCUAUGUUCAUGGCGGUGGAUUUAAUUCUGGACAUGGCCAGGAGAGAAACAUGAUGGCAUUUGCAUCAUGGUCUGAGACCCCUCUUAUUGGCAUAAGCUUCAACUACCGGGUUGGAGCCUUGGGCUUCCUGCCGAGCGGAGUAACUGCGAAGGAAGGACUGCUGAAUAUAGGGUUGAAGGACCAGCAGGCGCUUUUCAAAUGGGUACAAGAUAACAUAGCUGACGUUGGUGGUGAUCCGAAAAAUGUUACAAUAAUGGGUUUAAGUGCUGGUGCCCAUUCGAUUGGGCACCACUUAAUAUCGUACUCUUCUGCGAAUAAGCUGACAUCGGCGCCUGUACCAUUCCAAAAAGCGAUCCUCGAAUCCGGUGGAUCGACUGCUCGCGCUACCUUUAACCCUACUCACCCGCUUCACGAGCAGCAAUUCCAGGAAUUCUUGACGAACUGUGGAUUAGAUGACACUCCUGACGAUAAGAUAUUCGAAGAGCUCCGUGCUCUUCCCCUGGACAAAGUCGUUUCUGCAUCUCACAGCGUAUACCGGCGCUGGGAUCCGAGCAUACGUUGGCCCUUCCAACCUACUAUCGAUGGACCCGGAGGUAUAAUACCAGACCUACCUAUCAAGUCUUGGGAGAAGGGGCAUAUUCUACGUAUCCCAAUAAUAACGGGUUUCAAUACAGACGAAGGCGCUGACUUCAUCCCAACUCACUCAAGCAACUCGUCGACGAUGCGCACAUUAAUGUCUGCUAUUGUUCCGUCCCUCAAUAAGACAGACCUAGGAACACUGGACUCAUUAUACCCCGAUCCCAGUACUACGCUCGGGGAAAAAUUGUACGUUACUAAACCACCUGCUGGCUUCGGGUCGCAGUUUUGGAGGUUAGACGACGUAUACGGGCAUUACGCCUAUAUCUGCCCUGUGUUGCAGACAGCACAUUUGGCUUCGACGGCAGCAGAUGCCAACCCCGUCUACGCUUAUCAUUACGCCGCUCGAUCGAACGCUCAUGGCGGUGCGGACCAUGGCGAUGAAGCCCCUAUCGUAGCUCACGACAUGGAUGUCGUUAGCAAGUACCCGGGCAUUAUGACGAUGGCAGAUUCUAUGAACGGUUUCUGGACUCGGUUUGCGGUUACAGGAGACCCAAAUUCAGGGCCACAUAGGAACGAUACGGUUGGGUUCUCGUGGCCAAAGUUCAUUAGCCCGUUCGUUAACGACACGGCGACCGCUAAUAACGCGGAAAACGUAGGGAAGGUGGCCCUGUUUGGCGAGGGUAACGACGAACGCAUGGGAGUCCGCGGACGCCAGAACAAGGGCAUCCCAGCACAGACGGGUAACUUGACAGAACGAGUACUGGAUGAGUGCCGCUUUUGGUGGGACAAGGUGAUAUUUAGUGAGGGCUUUGGAAACGGAAGUACGGCACUAUCGAGUAUUACCCAAAAAGCUAAGACGGGAACGAGGCUAUUGUAAGCCCGGUCUGUAUAAAUGAAGGGAAUGAGAAGGGUUAUCGAACUUAUAUAAAGUCUGGACGGAAUAUGGAGGAGUUAGGACACUUAUUAAAGUGUGUCUCGGGAACGCGCACGAGCGAUGAUACCCUGGUUGGUGUUGAGGGUGCAAUUUGACGAAUCAGCAUGACUUUGUUACGAUGCAUGAGCAACGGCGUUUGGGGACAUAGAUAUAUGUCUUGAUAAAAGAGAUGUGUUCGGACUGGAAGGACUUCGAACUGAGGAUUAGCGUAUAUAUUUUACGGUUGAUAUAUAAGCGAAUCUAUAGUAUAUAUCAAACUAUUGAUUAUCAA
This is a messenger RNA of Daldinia vernicosa, 3006 nucleotides long. Its product is annotated as alpha/beta-hydrolase. The coding region runs from base 531 to 2678 and encodes 715 amino acids. The record is from RefSeq and is a predicted model, not a curated record. The transcript has 3 exons. NCBI's taxonomy places the organism in Eukaryota, Fungi, Ascomycota, Sordariomycetes, Xylariales, Hypoxylaceae.